AUGACUGAACGGACCGUCGAAGAUAUAAGAUCAUCAAUUGAAAAGAAUCCAUACAUUGAUACCAACUACAAUGAUUUAAUCAACAGUUUUCAAUCAGUUGAGAAUCCAUUACAACGAGCCAAAUAUAUUCAUGAAACAUAUAAGGAUAAACUUCAAUAUUUCAGAUUAACUCAUAAUGAAUUAAACAAUUGGCUUUUGGCAAUACAUGAAAUUGAAGAUAUAAUAGAAAGAUCAAGUUUAGAAUAUGAAUUUUAUAAUUCAAUUGUGCCCGAUUAUUCAAAUGCAAAUACCAUGAAUAAUUAUCUUGAAUUUUGUAAAGAUUUAGUAACUCAAGAAAUCCUUGAUGAAGAUGAUUAUCAGAAUUUGUUUAGUAAAGUGUUAAGUAUUGGAGCUCAUGAUUAUUUAAAUGGAAAUAAAAUAUGGAUAAAUUUAUUAGAUUUUUUUAAACAGAAAUAUAUAAAUUCAAAAGAUAUUGAAGAUUUACAAGGGUUGAUAAAAUUACAUCUAAAAAGGUUAAGUUAUCCUCAUAGACAAUUAGAUGAAUCCUUUAGUGAAUUUUCAUCUUUAAUUAGUGAAUUUGAUAAUGAAAAUUAUGAUGAAAGAAUGACUAUGGCUACAAAAAUAUAUUCUAAAACCAAAUCAAAAAUCCCAUAUUAUGAAACUUACGAAAUUGCUCUAAAAAAGACCCCCGAGGAUCCUCAAUUAUGGAUAAAUUAUAUGGAAGAUGUACAUAAACAUAAUAAAGAUGAUAUGAAUGCUAUAAUUGCAAUAUUUGAACGUUCAAUUGCCAUUGAUGCUUCAUGGUGUAAUGAUUGGGAAAAAGUAUGGAUGUCUGUUAUUUAUCUUAUCUAUUCAAAUGACGAUGAAAUUGAUUUAAAUUCAUUGAAUUUUAUUUUAACUAAAUAUAUUAGAACUUUCCCAACUUCAGGACAUGCUUUUUCUGAAACUAUAAGAAAUUGUGGUACAUUAGAUACUAGAGAUGUUAUUGAAAAUUAUCAAUUUAUUAAACAUAGAAUUGAUUUAAUGGAAUUAAUGAAUAAAUGGGAUUUUCAAGAAUGGAAAUUGGUUGUACUUGCAAUUAUUCAAAUGAAAUAUCAAAGAAUUAAAUCUCAUAAUGGGUCACAAGAUGAAUUGGGGGAAUUUGUUGAUGAUUUUAUUGAUGAAUUGUUACAAUAUGCAGAGCAAGCUAUAAAAUCAAAUGAUAUUUUCCAUUCAGUUGAAAAACUUGCCAUUUCUAUCUAUUCAAAAUUAGGUGAUACAAACACUGUAUUGAGUUAUUUGAAGAUGAUGUAUGAAAAGUUUCAAAAUCAAGUGGACAUUUGGUUGUAUAUUGUGAAAUGUUAUAUUGAAUUGAAUAUCCAACCACUGAAUAUUAGACAGUUGUUUAAAAAGGCUUUAUCAUAUGCCACUGAACUAGAUUUCCCCGAGAAAUUAACUGAAGAAUGGUUGUUGUACGAACAAUUACAUGGUGAUGUUUCAUCGUUUGAAAAAGCUGUUGUAGUUUGUAAUGAGGCCAUGAAGAAAGUAGUUCAAAAACGUGAACAAGAACAAUUAAAACAAGAAGCCAAUGGAACUGGUCAAACACAAAACAAAAGAAAGAGAAAACACGACGAGAUUGAAAAAGAGCCCGAGACAAAAUCAAGAGAGAAAUGUACUGUUAAAGUUGAAGGUAUUUCAUUGGACACAACAGAAGAUCAAGUUCGUGAUUUUUUCAAAGAUUGUGGAGAAAUUGGAGAUAUUUUAUUUGUUGAGUUAGAUAAUCAUAAAGUUGCUAUAUUCGAUUUCCACAACGAACAACAAGUAUUUACAGGAUUGACUAGAACACAUAAGAAAUUACAUGGUAAUGAAAUAUUAGUUAGUAGACUACAGGAUGCAUUAUUGUUUGUUAAUAACUACCCUUCAACUUAUUCUCAAGAUGAUCUUAAAAAAUUAUUCAAUGGUAUUGGGAAAGUUGCGUCAAUUAGAUUUCCAAAUCAAACCCUGAAACGUCAAAAGAGAUUCUGUUAUUUGCAAAUGAUUUCUUCAGAAGAUGCCCAGAAAGUUAUUGACGAAUAUAAUGGCAAAACAUAUCACGAUGAAAAUCUUGAUGGUAAUUUUGCAUGGGAAAUUAAAUUAUCUAGACCAACUGAUAAACAUGACCGUACAGCUCCAAUAAGUGAAAGAAAAGUAAGAGUAUCAAAUAUCCAUAUGUAUAUAUCCAAGAAUAUUGUUCAAGAGAGGUUUGCUAAAUGUGGGGAAAUAGAAGUGAUUACUUUUCCAAAAGCUGUACACAAUGAAGUAAAUGGAAAAAUGGAGAAAAAUGGUGGUUUGGCAAUUGUUACUUAUAAAACACUCGAUGGGUUUGCAAACGCAUUGAAGUUGAAUGGAAUUAAUUUAAAAGGAAGAAAAUUGACUGUGACAAAGCAACAACGAUUGAACCCUAUGAAACCAGAAGAUUUUGAUGGUGUUAAAACCAUCGGAUUAUGUGAUUUAGAUCCCACUUUGAACUAUCUUCAAGUUAAGAAAUAUUUUGAAGAUAAAUUUGGUAAAGUAUCCAAAGUGUUGUUAUUCCCUGAAGAUAAACAAGCAUUAGUUGAAUUUGUUGAACCUGGUGAUGCUGGUAAAGUUGGUUUGAGUGAUAGUCUCCUAGAAAUUGGUAAUAGUAAAGCUAAAGUUGUAACAAAAGAAGAUAUAACCAAAAGUAACGCCACUCCUAAACCCAUUGCUACUGCUGUUCCCGCAUUAGUUCCAACAUCAAUCAGAAGACGUAAAUUGAAGUAG
Molecule: messenger RNA, 2760 nt
Organism: Candida tropicalis MYA-3404
Lineage: Eukaryota; Fungi; Ascomycota; Pichiomycetes; Serinales; Debaryomycetaceae
Product: U6 snRNP complex subunit
Exons: 1
Coding region: 1-2760 (919 amino acids)
Cellular component (GO): cytoplasm; nucleus
Molecular function (GO): mRNA binding; protein binding
Source: RefSeq, a predicted model, not a curated record